UAGAAACAGACCAUACUACCAACCAUUCGACAUGUUGUGUCUGUUGAUCCUAAUUUUAAGCCUCAUAAAUAGAGCUUAUCUUUCAGAAAUUGUAGCACAGGGAGACACAGUUGUUGUGUUUGGUCAGGAUGCUUCAUUCUCCUGUACGCUGUCAGACGCGUCUAAUGUCAAACAAGUCACAUGGCAGCGGGUACGUGACCAGGAACCGGUACAAACUCUGGCUACAUUCAGCGAGCUCUUCAAGGAUCAUGUGGAUGAUCAAUAUGUCGGAAAAGUCACUUUCACCGCGGUGUCAGUUAAUUCAACAUCUAUUGAGAUCAAAAACGCAACAUUUGAAGACGAGGCUUGCUAUAUUUGUUCCUUCAAAGUGUAUCCAUUCCAACCUAAACGACAAACCUUGUGCCUCGCCGUUAAAGGUAUUUCAGAAAUAACAGCAUCAGUGAAUCCUGCACUCAGUUCUGAUCCAGAUGUUGUAGUCUCAUGUUCAGCCACUGGCAAACCAACUCCAACUAUCCACUGGAAAUCUGCAGAGAAAGAGCUGAACAACUUUAGGUUAAGUAAUUUCACAACACUCAACAAAGACAGCUCAACCACCAUUACAAGCAACCUCACGCUUCCGCUGUCACAGUUUCAUGGGAAGUACGUGGAAUGUGUGGCUCAGAGUGACAGCAUGGAGAAGAGCAGCCAAAUCUAUGUGCCUGAAGUAGAAUAUAAAGUGAACGCUACACCAAGAAGUUACAUCAUUACAGUUUCAGUCCUCAUUGUCAUGGCUGUUGUGGUUAUUGUCAUUAUUGUCAUCUGUUCUCACACCAGACUAAAGAGAGCCACUUUUGGGAUAAAAUCUACUUAUGAGGAACCCCUCAAUCCCCCAAAGGAGGAAUGUUAACUCUACAGCUACCUCAUAGUAUGCAUUUUUGCUCAUGACCUUUGUUAAUAUGAACUUUUGGAUUCUAACCUGUGUGUUCCUUAAAGGAAUCAUGAAUUUUCUGUCUAGUAUUUAUUUAAUUUAUUCAUUUAUGUUUACAUUACUGUAUAGUAUUCCAUUGCAUUAAUAUAAUUAAAUAUAGUUAAAUAUAUAAUGUUUUACCACUAUGUCAGAGUAUUUUGAUCACAGAGAAUAACUAUAUCAUGAACAGAUGAUAUCCAUACUGUAACUUUAUAUUUUCAGGCAUAUACAUUUGCACUUUAUGAAUCUAAUUAAUGUACGGCCAUGCACUAAAUAGUUUUUAAUUGUCGUCUUCUGUUGAGUCUGACAGUAAUUUAUAAAUUCAGCUUGAUAUAAGUCUUGAUGUUUUCCCACAAUCCUUGAUGUUGUACUUUACAGUGGUACAGUAUUGUGUUGAGCAAUGACAGUGAUUUGGGGAAGAAAAACAUAGUUACUCAAUACAGAUAAGCUAAAGGCUGAGAAACCUAGUUUUCAGUAGUGUUAAAGAAAGUGAAAGUUAUGUCUUUAAUGGAAACAAGCUGUUUUGUGGUUUCCUGCACGAAACUCUAAAGGCUGCACAGAGAGAUGACUGCUAUUGUUAGUAUUUAUACUAUUAUAUUGUUAUUUGUUGACUGCAGCCAACUUGCUAGAAGUAAGUGUAUCUAUAUGGCAGGAACGACUGGAAAGUAAAUCAUAAAAGGAUAAACACCUAUUUGUGUUGAAAAGAUUUCUGUGUGAUAUAUUCUUACCUAUGUAUGUUACAGUAUAUUUAUAACCUGUAAUAUGUGAUUGCUCUGAAUUAAAAAUGUGAACCGUUA
This is a messenger RNA of Sinocyclocheilus anshuiensis, 1743 nucleotides long. RefSeq names its product OX-2 membrane glycoprotein-like. The transcript is spliced from 5 exons. Gene Ontology annotation, biological process: heterotypic cell-cell adhesion; negative regulation of neuroinflammatory response. Gene Ontology annotation, molecular function: cell-cell adhesion mediator activity. Gene Ontology annotation, cellular component: axon; neuronal cell body; cell surface. Lineage: Eukaryota; Metazoa; Chordata; Actinopteri; Cypriniformes; Cyprinidae. Bases 32 to 886 code for a protein of 284 amino acids. The record is from RefSeq and is a predicted model, not a curated record.